AUGGUCAGGUACGUGGUCAACCGGGACGCUCCUGGGGGUGAGGUUCCAGUUGGAACUCCUGCCCCGCGGUUGAGUGUACCAGAAGAUCUCGUCCUGGCUGCAGUUACCCGGGGGGACUCAGUACCCUCUGGCUCGAGCUCCACGGCUCUCGGUUCUCCUGGCGGUACCCGUGGUGAGUGGGGGAGGAGAGAUUCGGGGACUACGUCUGCGGUCUCCUCCGAUGCAGAACUCCCUCCGGUCCCCACGGUUCAGCCAAAGUUGGCCACGGACCCAGUGGUGCGGAGAAGGAGGGAGAGACGUCGGGGAGGAGCGUCCGGUCCGGUGCUGCAGCCCGUGCCCAUUUCUAAAAGAUUUAAGAUCUUCAAAAAAUAUAUAUAUAAGUAUGAAGCAGAGAUCCAGAAUGGUGUAAAAGGAACCUCGCCUCUCAAGAAUGGCCCCAAAAUCUCCUGCAAGGUUGAGAUUGAUGUACUCCAGGCAUGCAGCUUUGAGCUCCGCACUAGCGAGUGCGCUCUGACUGAAGCAGUAGGUGUGAACUCCGAUGGGACGCUCACGUAUGCUCCUGUUGCUGAUGCUGAGAACUUCCAAACUGCCAUGGAAAAAAAUGUACUGAAGUUUGUAGUGGAAGGUGAGACCGGUGUGACACUCUACUCUGAGGAUGAAAAAACCCACAUCCUGAACUUCAAGAGGGGUAUAAUCUCCACUCUGGUUGUGCCUGUCAUGGGGAAAGAGCAGAGCAAAGACAUGAUAACUGUCCAUGGAAUCUGUGCCACUGAAGUCAAGGUCAACACCAGAGAAGAUAUAGCCACUGAUGUCACCAUCACCAGGGAUCUGUCUGGAUGUGAUCAUUUCAAAGCCCAAAGGAGCCACAACAGCCCUCUGGCCAUAGUUACUGGUUUGCAAUACCCUCUGUCCAAGCUGAUUGGCAGCAUCCAGUCCUGCAGCUACAAGUUUGACAACCAGAAAAAGCACAUGACAUCAGCUACGUGCACAGAAAAGCACAUCUUCCUUCCCUUCUCCUACAAGAAUGAAUACGGCAUCUCUUCUCUUGUGAAGCAAACCUUAACUCUUCAAGGAACAAGCAAGAUCAACGACAGAGUUUUUGCUUUCCGUUCCACAGACCGCAAGGACUUGGCACUGGAAGCUGUGCAAGAUAAGAACCUAGUCCAGACCUCUGAUGCUCUGAUGACGAUCUUCAGAGAUCUCAAAUCCAUGCAUAAACAACCACACGACAACGAGAGAGCCCACACCUUCCAGAGGCUGGUGUCUGAGCUCCGUGGCCUGGAGGUUGAGAUUCUGAAACAAGCUACCACCCAGAUGAUGGAGGAGGACAAGUUCUUGGCAUUGCAGGCCGUGACCCAGUGUGGCACCCCAGAAUGCGUAAGUUCCAUGCUCAGUAUCCUCAAGACGAUGGACUCUGAUGCUGUUGAAGUAGAUGCUGCAGUCUAUGCUCUGGUAAUGAUGCACAGCCCCACUGGCCUCCUGGUGAAAGACAUACUUGAGAUCGCCCAGACGAGGCAGAGCAAGCCAAUCAUGUAUGCUCUCAGCAAUGUUGUAAGAAGGCACUUCCAAGCUGAGGGUCAGGUCACCCCCGAGAUCACUGAUGUGUACAACUUCAUCUCCUCCAUCCUUGGUGCCGACUGUGCUGGAGAGAAGGAACUGACCUUCAUGACCAUAAGGGUUGUUGGAAACAUGGGUGAGGCUAUGGAAGCUUCUGAUCCUAACAUUAAAAACGUCCUGCUGAAAUGCAUGAGACAGCCUACCACCACCCUCUCUGUCCAGCUGGCUGCCAUCCAAGCUUUCAGGCGCAUGUCUGUGACUAAUGAUAUCCGUUCCAACAUCCAGAGAGUUGCCCUUUACGGCAAAGGUGCUGUUCAGAAAAGACUGGCUGCAUAUCUCAUUUUGAUGAGAAAGCCUGAGGCGAGCGACUUUGAGGUUGUGAAAAAGAUUCUUAACCAGGAUCAGAAUGCGCAAGUCAAGUCCUUUGUGGCUUCCCAUGUCUACAACAUUGUUCAUUCCAAAGACCCUGAACUCCAAGAGUUGGGCAAAAAGAUCAUUGAGGUCAUGGAGAACAAUGAGGUGCUUACCCAUGCUAACUACACUCAGCUCUCUCGUAACUAUAAGAUGGACACGUUUAUGGCAGGAAAGGACGCCAUUGGCUCCAGCAUGCAGGGAAGCGCUAUUUUUGAUGCCAACGGCCAGUUGCCCAGGGAAGUUUUGUUUGAGACAACCCUGAAGGCCUUCGGUUUCAGCCUUGACUUCAUCGAGUUUGGUAUGGAGGGCAAAGGAUUCGAGCCAAGUGUGGAGGCUAUCUUUGGAAGCAAUGGUUUCUUCCCUGACACCAUUUCCAAGGCAAUGUACUGGGCUGGAGACAAAAUGCCAAACAAAAUCAAUGAGAUUCUUCAGGAGUGGGUUGAACCUCUGAGAACAGAAAAGACUAAGAGACAGGUUCCUGAGAACAUUGUAAGAGAAAUGGUGCGCAACUUCAACAAGCUUGCUAAGGACCUGUACAACCAGGAAUCCCCAGAGGCCAUGGCCUACUUGAGGAUCAUGGGAAAUGAAAUGGGAUUCAUCAAGAGCACCAGUGAACUGUCAGCCAUUGUGGGCAGAAUGACCAAAUACAUUCAGGCCUUCAAGAACUCACCUGCUUGGAUUACAAAGGCCUUAAUGUCUGGAGAUCAGAACAUCUUCGCUCACUACAUCUUUAUGGAUAAUGAGUUCUCCCUGCCAACUGCCUCUGGAUUUCCACUGAAAUUUGCUAUGUCUGGAACCUUUGCGCCUGGAGUAAAGGGUGGUCUGCGUAUGGAGCCUGGCAAGCGUGAACUGUCUUUCUCACCUUCGAUGGGAGUCGAAUUUGUCACCCAUAUGGGAGUCCACAUGCCCAAGUUUGUUGAUUCUGCUGUGGAAAUGCACACUACCUUGUUCCAUGAGAGCUCUCUCAAUGCCAAGAUCACCAUGGGUGACGGUCAAAUAAAGUUGUCUAUCCCUGCACCUACGGGUACCUCUCAACUCUUCAGGGCUAGCAACAAGCUAUUGAUGGUGUCCAAAACCCAGGUCACCAUUGUGCCUGACACAGGCGACAGCACCGCUAUAGCACAGUGUAACCCUCUCAUCUCUGGUAUCAACUACUGCAUCAGUUUGCUUAACUCUAGAACUGGACCAGAUUCUCCAUACUUUCCUCUCAAUGGAGAGUCCAGUUUUGCUGUGGAUAUUGAGCCCACCGGUGAAGUGACUGACUACACAGCAACCUUUGCCUACGAGCUCUUAAACAAGGAUGACGGCAACAAGGUUGAUUCCCUGAAAAUAAUUAUGAGAGCAGAAGGUGCUAAGCCCACUGAGGCAACUGCCUCUGUCAAGUACAACCGGAACAAGAAUUUGUUAAGCACCAGCAUUGAGAUCCCUGACUAUGAUGUUAAGGCUGGAGUCAAAAUCGGUUACACUGACAGCCCCUCUAAGGAAAAGAAGGUCUUCUUUGAUAUCACCAACAAAAAUAUUCCUCAGCUUUCUCUCAUCGGUCGUGCCAAGUUUGAAUCUAUGAAAGAACGUUUGCUGGAAGCUCAGUUGAUUGUCCCCUCACUCAGCACUGAGGCCACCCUUUCUGCCACCAUGAACCAUGCUGAAGAUUUAACUCUAGAACUCAAGAGUAACAUCAAGCUACCAGAGACCAACUCUGUGCAAAAGAUCAUCUUCAAAUAUGCUGAUGAUGAGAUGACAGUUCAGCUAAAGUCUGAUAUGGACUCGGAGAUCUAGAGGCUUUGGAACACGGCACGUCUGCAGAGUCACCUGCAACAGGUCAUUGAUGGCAUCAUGGAACACAAAGUUGUCAAGACUGACAUGAAGCUGCGUCACAUUUAUGCAAAACUGUGGGAGGCUUAUCUCAUUUGGAUGGACAAGAUUUCUGCUGAUAUGCCUUACAUUCAGAACCUUAGAGAGAACAUUUCAGAAAUAACCAUUCCAUCUAUGCCUGAGAGGGUGUUCAUGAACACUGAGAGCACAUUCAAAUACAAGUUCAACAAGGAUCGGGUCACAAUCACCGUUCCGUUGCCUCUUGGUGGAAAGACAUCUGAGGACCUCAGAAUUCCUCCAUCCAUGGCCACCCCUGACUUGGCUAUGCCACAGAUUGGUCUAAUGCUGCCUUCCAAAAAGUUCAAUCUACCUACCUUUACUAUCCCAUCCAGUUAUGACCUCUCAAUGCCACUCCUCAGAAUGGUAGAGAUAUCUGCAAAAGUGAGCAACAACUUCUAUGACAUCGAGGUGGUUUUCUCUGCUAGCAACAAAACUGAAAAUGAGCCCAACUACAUUGCAAGAUAUACAGUCAUUACAAACUCCCCUGUUAACCUUCUCGCCUUCACUGUGAACGGAACUGCACAAAUUGCUGAAAUGUCCAGGGACACUGCGAAGUUCGAAAUUGAUUUUUCCCUGAAGCAUAAGCUCAUAGAUGCACACUUCAGCCUAAUGGAAACAGCCACAAUUACUGAUGUGGUGAAGGCAACAGGAAAUUACAAGAUCGGAGCUUCCAGCCCUCUGGGUAUGAAGAUGUCCCUGGAGUACACAGCCCAGGCCUCAAUCUCCUCUGAAAUUACAGGUGAUGGAAAUCUGGAUGGAUCAGUGAAAGUGGGUGCAUUGUCUGCAAGCACAGUUGCUACGCAAACUUUUGUACUACAGCCCAAAAGCAGAGAGGCAAGAGCUGAAUCUACUUUCAAGGUGACCUCUUCCAUCUUCCAAAUCCGAAACAAGAUGAAAGCUUCAGCAGGAAAUGGAAAACUUUCAUUCGAGUCAAACACUAACAUCGACAAUGACCGACUUCAGAGAGCUGCUGUUAAGCGCACAUUUCACAACCAGAUCGACUUCUCUGCAUCCGUGAAGGAAGCCACAAUCAGGAUUGAGUCCAAGGCUGAUGAUAGCACAAAUCAAGCAAUCUCCCUGUUUGCUGGAUCCUUGAACACUCAGGGAGUGGAACUCAAUACUGAUGCCAGCAUUAACUUUGCAGCAAACCGUGCCUCCCACAAAGGUACCCUGUCUUUCACCAAGGAUGGCCUGACCUCAAGCUGUACCACCAAUGCUCAGGUCGCCAGUGUGACCUUUGAAAACAUUUUCCAUGGUAGCGUCUCAAGCUCUGGUGCAACAAUGUCUGUAUCUACUAAGGGAGCAGUCCAUGAGAGCAACGCUGAGCUCAAAGUUGAGGGAAGACUUGCAAGCUCUGAAGUGUAUUUCAACAGCAUGUAUAAGGGUGACAUCUUCAAUGCCAACACUAGAAACAGGAUCACUGUCAAGCUGAAUGAAGACGGCCUGAACCUGUCCAACAACUUAAUGGCAUCACUUCAGGAGAUGAAAAUAGAAAACACAGACUCUAUCAUACUUACUCUCACUUCUUUGACCAUCCGCUCUGAGUCUGACAACUUCCUGAAUGAGAACAACUUCUACAAGCACAACAUUGCAAUUGACAUGCGUGACUUUACAGCAUCUUUGGAUGUCAACAAUGAUCUCAAAGUCAUUGGUGUCAACUUUAUCAAUGAUGCUCACGUGAAGGCAGAGCUCUACAAGAUGGAAGUGACUGGAACUCUGAAGGGAACCUUUGGUGAAGAGAAACUGAUGCAUAAAUAUGAAAUCACCUAUGCUGACCAGACAGCCACCGCAAAGUGCAGCAGCAACGGAAAACUUCUGGGCACUAAAAUGACUCAGAGCUCUGAGCUUGAGAUCGUUGGAUUCUCCUCAAAAUUCACCAAUGAGAUGCGCUUCAACUCCCCCUCCCUCCAACUGCAGAGCAAUAUCCUUACCAAAGCAGAACCUUUCAGAGUGGAUAUUGAGGGCUCCUUCAGUGCUGAUGGAGAACUCAACAUGUAUGGAAAACACAGUGGCCAGGUGAACAGCAUGCUGCUACUACAUGCCGAGCCUAAAUCUUUCUCACACAAGCAUCAAUACAAGGCCUCAACCUCCCACCAGCUAAACAACGGAAACUCCAUUAAAACUAACUUCCAAAAUGAAAUAACCAGCACUGUCACUCCUCAGCAGCAAAAUCUGAACAUCAAGACGGAGUCUAAACUAAAUGACCAUGCUUGUGACUAUACCUUAGAAAUCUUCAACAAUCCCGAAAACAUGGGUAUUACAUUGCUAGACAAAGUGUCUACCAACCUCUUGAAUAAAGACGGCAACGUCAACCAGGAAUUUUCCAUCUCAGGUGCUCUUAAAUAUGAGAAGAACGGUGACAGUUAUUUUAUUUCCCUUCCCUUCACAGAGAAGCUCCCUGAACUCACUGAAGAAUUCAAAACUGUAAUGCUUACCAUGAAGGACAAUAGCAUCAUCAUGAUUAAUGAUAUUAAUGGUAAAUAUGACAUUACAGCCACCGUCCAGAGCAAAAUAAGUUAUCUUUUGGAGGUAAUCAAAAAUGUUGAUUUUAGCCUGAUUUAUGAUAGUGUAACCACGUUCGUGACAAAAUUAGUCUCGGAAAUAGAAGUAAACCUGGAAACCAUCAGGCACUUGUUUGUCAGUGUGUACCAAAAAACCGGCAUUACCGGCAAGGUAAAUGAAAUCUACCAUAGAAUUGAUGAGAUUUUGAAAGAACAUGUUAUUGAGGCAGUUGUAGAGAAGAUCAUUGAUGAUGCUGUGGACCUAAUGAUGCAAUAUAAACUAAGAGAAACUUUGCAAUCAGCUGCAAGUUAUCUAAAAUCUUUGGACAUAAAACCACUGUUUGAUAAAUUCUUUGACCAGGUGAAUGAGUUGACGAAUCAACUAUAUACCAAAAUCAGUGAACCAAUUGAUUAUGAUGCUUUAGCUGAUGGAAUGAUGGACAUGGUCACUGACCUGAGCAGAGUUCCCUGCUUCGGAACAUUGUCUGGCAAGUUUGAGAUCAAAGCCUCUGAACACUCAUUGAAGACGACUGCUGAACUCAAGAACUCAACAGAUGUCUCUAAUCAGUUCACUGCCGUCCUGAAUUCCCAGUUCCAGACUCCUCUUGAUCUGCUGGCUUACACUUUUGAUGCCACUGCUAACCUUAAAUUUCCAAGCAUGAAUGAUCAUCUAUCCCUGACUGAAACCGUAAAAGCCAAUCACAUGGCUUUCUCAUUUGAUCACCAGGGAUCCUUGUCUGUUAAUAGCGCUUCAGCCCAAGCAUCUUCCAAGACCACUGCAAAGGCAACCACUGACCCAUACACUGCUGACUUUGUGAUCAAUGCAUUCCUGAGCACUGAGAAUGGAUACUCAGCUACUUUGGAGACUUCUUAUGAUCAUAGUGUGAACAUGCCAGUGGCCAACAUCUUCAGUGAAGCCAAAAUGACCCAGAAAGCCUUUGCUCAGCUGGAAUCUGGAAUCAUUACCUUCACCAUUGGAAAUGACGGCAAAGGAAAGUACUCUAUUCAUGAUUUGUCUAGUGAAGGAACACACAAGAGCAACCUGGAGAUUGUGAUGAACGUAAAAUCUUUCAAACUGACCUUCAGCAGCAAUACAGAUAGCAGUCUAAUCAAGAUGAACCAGAAAGUGGAUGUUGAGACUGUUGGGUUGACUCAGAUCAAGUUUAACAUACAUUCUGAGACGGAAACUCCCUUCAUCAAAAACAGCAUUGCAGCAGUUAAAGGGCAACUCAAUGUAAAGAACCUCAUGGUUGAGCUGAGUGGGUCUCACAGUGCUGAACUGACCGGCAAAGUCGAGGGAACGCUUUCUAACUCGGUUACCUUCAAGGCUAUGCCCUAUGAAAUAAUCUUUGACACCAAGAACAAGAAGAACACAAAGCUGCAGCUUCCAUUUAACCUGUCUGGUAAAGUCGAUCUGCAGAAUGACAUGUCUUUAACUCUGACUCCCACCGUGCAACAGACACGCUGGUCCGGUGUUGCUAGGUUCAAUCAGUACAAGUACUCUCAUUACAUCACAAUGGCUAAUGGUGAGGAGGAAAUUCAGAUUUCUGCAUUGGUUAACGGCGAGGCUGAUCUUAAUGUGCUGACCUUACCGAUUAACAUCCCCAAAAUUAAUGUCCCAUUGGUUGACCAGGAAACACCAUCUGUAGAGAGGUUUUCUUUGUGGGAGGAUGCAGGUCUUAAAAGAAUCUUGAUCACACCUCAGCAGACCCUUGAUUUGGACGCAAGGUUCAAGUAUGUGAAGAACCCUGAGAUGUUCAACAUGGAGCCGGUCCUGAAUGCCAUCAUCAGCAAAAUACCAAUUUUUGCACCUGAUUUUACAUCUGAAAGAAAACCAUGUCCUUAUUUUUCAAAAGUCACUCUUCCCAGUAUCCAGAAACCAAUCAUGAUUCCUGUCAUGGGAGACCUGACCUAUGAGUUCUCUGUUAAAACACCUAUGAUCACCACAAAUGCCAAGGCCGAAAUCUUUAAUCAGGAUGAACUUGUUGCUCAGUUUGAAACACGUUUAACUUCAGAGUUUGAUGUGUUUAAUGGCAAGAGCAGUGGCAAGACCACACUGAACAGAAAGUCAGGGAUGAAACUGCUUACCAACCUGAAUGUGGAGCAUCAAUAUUUUGAGAACAGCUAUAAUGGACUUCUUGAGUCUACUACUGACGUCUCCAAGGCUGUCAUUUCAAAUGCCGCUAAAGUCAAUCUGCCAGAUGUGAAAUUUAUGCUCUACCACAAGCUAACUGGAAAUGCUGAAGAGGGUCUUACAGUCUCAGUAUCUUCCCCAUCUGCUGGACUGCUCGGUCUUCAGCUGCAGAGCAAAAGCUUAUCCCAACAUACAGGAAGACUUUUCGGCACAUCUAUAUCUGAGGAUAUCGUGGACAUUCUGGAGGUGAAUGUUUCAAUAAUGGACUCAAACCGACUUAGCUUCCAGACACAAUGGAACAAGGAGGUCCCGACUGAGAUUCUUAGGUGGCUGAAAGAGAAAGUUGCUUCCCUAAAGGAUCUGAAAGACACAACAUCGUAUUAUAUAUAUGCAGUUUACAAAGAAAUCAGCGAGAAAUAUGAAAAGCUAGAAAUAACCAUUGAUCACUUAAAAGUUCAAGCUAAAGGCAUGUACAAGAGAGCAGUUGAAAAGAUUGGUGCUGCCGAUUUUGUAAGAGUCAGCAGUAAAAUUUCCGACAACAUUGUCAUCAUCCUAAGAGCUUACCAGAAGAAUAUUCAGACCCUGUUGGAUGCAGCCAUCUCAUUUAUGAGGGACACCCAGUUCCAGCUUCCCGGAUAUGCCGAGAAACUCUCCGGACUUGAAGUUUACAACAAAAUCAGUGACUUUGUUGCCGAUGUUAUUGAGGAAGCCAUCACAAAGUUACCAGAGAUCUUCAGCACAUACGCCGAUGCCGUCACUGAGCGUAUCAGAGAAGUAGAAAUCACAAUUCCAGGAUGCACCUACAUUAUUCGUGGAAGAGAUUUGUUGGAUGAGCUCCGUGCUGUUUUCCAGAAGAUCCAAAGCCAAACCAUCACCAUCGUGAAGAGUCUUGGAGAUGUCAGCUUUGAGAACAUUGUGUAGAAACUCUCAGAAAUCCUAAAAUUCACUGUGGAGAAAGCAGAGGAGUUCAUUACCACUCUGAAGGAUCAGGAUAUUGACAAGCUCAGUGAAUGGAUGAGCACCUUCUACACAGAUGCUGUCAACUCCAACAUCCUACGUGAGGUUUUUGAGCAAGCUGAGACAUCAAGGACAAUCAUUGUAGAAUACUAUACAACUGUCAAAGCUAAAGCCCAGGAUAUCUUUGCUGAGAUAACCGUUGAACAACUGAUUGCAGAUAUCAAUGCCUGGAUUGAUGCUACUGCGACACGUCUGCAAGUCCUUGUGAAUCAAAUCAUCAUGACCAUUAAAGAUGCCGCCAAGAAUGUUCAAUCCUACGUGAGAGUGGGCGAGACAGAGAUGGACAUUGACAUUCCUCUUCCAUUAAUAUGGGAUUUCUUCAAUAGAGUCAUUUCUGAUCCUUGUAUCAAGACACUCCUUCGGUAAACUAUUUAGCUAAUGAUCAAGAUUAAAAGUGUUAUGCAUUAACAACAUGUCUAAGCUGCUUUGGUUGCCCUUGCAUUGUGUAAAUGACUAAUUAAAAAUAGUGUUCUUCAAAGUAAAUAUCUGAAUGUUACAAUCUGUGUUUUAUUGUGUUUUGAAAGCAAUGACAGUGAAAUA
This is a messenger RNA of Triplophysa rosa, 10035 nucleotides long. RefSeq names its product apolipoprotein B-100-like. The record is from RefSeq and is a predicted model, not a curated record. Gene Ontology annotation, molecular function: cholesterol transfer activity; low-density lipoprotein particle receptor binding. The transcript has 25 exons. NCBI's taxonomy places the organism in Eukaryota, Metazoa, Chordata, Actinopteri, Cypriniformes, Nemacheilidae. Gene Ontology annotation, cellular component: low-density lipoprotein particle; very-low-density lipoprotein particle; mature chylomicron. Gene Ontology annotation, biological process: cholesterol transport; lipoprotein transport; cholesterol homeostasis.